Messenger RNA from Balaenoptera ricei (Rice's whale), 2062 nucleotides. Its product is annotated as glutathione S-transferase theta-4. Gene Ontology annotation, cellular component: cytoplasm. Gene Ontology annotation, biological process: glutathione metabolic process. The coding region runs from base 841 to 1833 and encodes 330 amino acids. Gene Ontology annotation, molecular function: glutathione transferase activity. Lineage: Eukaryota; Metazoa; Chordata; Mammalia; Artiodactyla; Balaenopteridae. The record is from RefSeq and is a predicted model, not a curated record. The transcript has 10 exons.
AUUUUUAGGCGUAAACCUGGGGAAUUUUCUUGCAUUUCCUCUCCGGUGGCCUUUUCCUGUCAUUUGUGAAGAACGCUUCUUAUUCCGUGGCUGCAUCCUAGCAGGGUCUCGAGAGGACGCGACGCACGGUCUUUAAUCAUCACAAAGCCUUCGCUCUGUGUUAUAGUCAAGGGCUCUUUACAACCAACCGCGAGCCCAAACACAAACGUUUAGGGAAUGGCCCAUAAGCGUCCGAAACAGCACAGGUGAAAGCACACCAUGCUUUCAAGUUUCUCGGGGUUCCCUUACCCACAUUUCUACUUUCUUUUUUUUGGCUGCGCCCUGGGCAUGCGAGAUCUUAGUUCGCGGACCAGGGAUCGAACGUGCGCCCCCUGCAGUGGAAGCGGGGAGUCUUAACCACUGGACCGCCAGAGAAGUCCCUACGUUUCUAUUUUCAACAGAGUGAUUUAUUUGCUUAUAGGGGACAUGGGUUCGAUCCCUGGUCCGGGAAAAUCCCACAUGCGGCAGAGCAACUAAGCCCAUGCACCACAACUACUGAAGCCCGUGUGCCUAGAGCCCACGCUCUGCAACAAGAGAAGCCACCUCAGUGAGAAGCUCGCGCACCGCAAAGAAGAGUAGCUCCCACUCGCCGCAACUAGAGAAAGCCUACACGCAGCAACGAAGAACCAACGCAGCCAAAAAUAAAAAUAAAUAAAGUAAAUAAAUUUAUAAAAAGACAGAAAGAAAGAAAGGGAAAGAAAGAAAGGAAACCUCUGGUCCUGUGCUGUGUGCACCAGGGGGAGCACCUGAAACCCGAAUUCCUGAAGGUGAACCCCCUGGGGAAGGUGCCUGCCCUCAGGGAUGGGGACUUUCUGGUGGCCGAGAGCCCAGUCUCUCCUGCCCCACUUCUCCGGGCAGCCUGUGGAUGCCGUGCAGCUGGAGCAGCUGUUGGGGAAGCUGAUGUCUGCUCUGCAGCACCUGGAUCAGGAGGUCCUGGCGGCCAGGCCCUUCCUGGCCACUGAGCAGGUCUCCCUGGCGGAUCUGAUGGCAUUCACAGAGCUGAUGCAGCAGGGGCCCAGCAUGGGCCUGGAGCUCUACCUGGACCUGCUGUCCGCGUCGUGCCGCGCUGUCUACAUCUUCGCCAGGAAGAACAGCAUCCCUUUCGACUUCCAGUUUGUGGAUCUGCUGAGAGGUCACCACCACAGCAAGGAGUACAUCGAGAUCAACCCCCUGAGGAAGCUGCCCAGUCUCAAGGAUGGAACAUUUGUCUUAUCCGAAAGCGUGGCCAUCCUUUUCUACCUGUGCCGCAAGUACAGUGCACCCUCGCACUGGUACCCGCCAGACCUGCACACGCGCGCCCGCGUGGAUGAGUUCAUGGCCUGGCAGCACACAGCCAUUCAGCUGCCCAUGAACAAGAUACUCUGGAUCAAGCUGCUGAUCCCGAUGAUCGCGGGUGAGGAAGUUCCAGCUGAGAAGACAGAGCAGGUGCUGGCAGAGGUGAAGAACAACUUGAAGCUCUUCGAGGAAAAGUUUCUGCAGGAGAAGAUGUUCAUCACUGGGGACAACAUCUCCCUGGCCGACUUGGUAGCCCUGGUGGAGAUGAUGCAGGAGCUGGAGGGUCAGCGUGGGACAAGGAGAAGAACACACUGUUUCUUGCCCAUGGCGGGCAACCAUAACGUCUUCCUCAACAGCUCCAAGCUGGCCGAGUGGCGCAUGAGGGUGGAGCUGGCCAUCGGCUCCGGCCUCUUCUGGGAGGCCCACGACCGGCUGGUGAAGUUGGUGGAGUGGGACUGCUCCACGCUGGACCCGAUGGUCAAGGAGAGGAUCUGCGAUUUGCUGCAGAAGUUCAAGUAGAAGCAGCCCAGCCUGCGGGCCUGGCCGGCUCAGCCCCUGGCGCCUCCUACCUUAGGGAAGACGCUGAAAAUCACUGUUUGCCUAAUAAAGAACUGGAACAACCACCACGGUUGCUGAGCCUGGGACGCACGUCUGAUGUGGUGGGUCUGGGGGGCGGUCACGAGUCCCCCCAGCUUGCAAAAAGAAUUUGAAAAUUAAAGGUUAAACAUGAUUAAACUGUCAAUAAUAA